Messenger RNA from Aquila chrysaetos chrysaetos, 1650 nucleotides. Its product is annotated as collagen alpha-1(I) chain-like. The record is from RefSeq and is a predicted model, not a curated record. Lineage: Eukaryota; Metazoa; Chordata; Aves; Accipitriformes; Accipitridae. The transcript has 2 exons. Bases 1 to 1650 code for a protein of 549 amino acids.
AUGACCAGUGAAGCUUCCCGGCGGAAGGCCGGGGGCGGCGGCUGCUCCUCCGGCAGCAGCUGCCGGGGCCCGGCCCGGGCAGAGCGGCGCUGCCGCAAGCAGCCAAGCGCCCGGCGAGCCGCCCCGGCGCCGAGGGGACGCACCGGCGCCGCUGAGCCGGGCGGCACCGACACGGGCGCGGGCACGGGCAGUCGCCGACGAGCCGGGCCCAGCAGCGGCGCGGCCGCCCGCCCGCUCCCCGCGACAGCCCGCAGCGUCCGGGAGGGGCUGCCGCCCCCGCUCAGCCGUGGCAGGGCCGGGCCACGGCCCCGCCCGCCGGCCCGCAGGCCCUCCCGGGCCGAGCCCCGCCGCAGCGCCGCGCACGGCACACGGCCCGGCCCGCCGCGCCCUCCGCCCAGCGGCGGCUCCCGCGCCGCGCUCGGUGCCGGGGGCGGCGACAGGCCGCGCCGGGGGAGGCCGGGCGCCCCGGGCCCGAGAGACCCGGGCGGGUGGCGCGGAGCGGCGGGGCCGGGCCGGCCGCGGCAGGCCCGCCCCGGGGAGCCGGGCCGCGCCUCGCUAUGGGGCCGCCACUGCCACCUACCCGGCGAUCCCCGACAGUCGCCCGACGAGCCGGGCCCAGCAGCGGCGCGGCCGGCCGCCCCCCCCCCUUCGCUUCGCUUCGCUUCGCUUCCCUGGUGCGGCGCCCCCCGCCCCCGCCCCGGACUCGGGCCCGAGCCCGGGCCCGGGUCCGGGCCCGGCGCACCGGGGACGCCCCGGCACCCCGCCGGCGGCAGCAGGGGGCGCCACGCCGGGCGCCGCCAUUUCCCUCCGCUCACCUGCGGCCUCCGAGCGCACCCUGCGCUGCCGGCGCGGCCGCCGGCCAAUCACGACCUGCUGACGGCCGCACCCAGCCAAUCGGCGGGGAGGGGGGCGGGCCGGGCGGGCCCCAGGCGGGCGCGGCGUAGCGGCCCCUGGCGGCGGCGGGGGCCGCUGCGGGGCCGGGCGUGCCGCGCGCACGUGGGGCGCGGGCCCAGCGCCGAGCACCGGCAGCGCCGCCGGAUCCCGCGUUACCACGGCAACCGCGCCGCGCGGGCCGCCCCCGCCCCGCGGGACCCCCGGCGGGAGGCGCGACUGUGCCGGGAAGUAGCUCCCGGCGCGCCGGAGAAGCCGGGCGGCGCGCCCCAGGCAGCGCCCGCUGCCCCUCCCGUCCCGCGGGGUCUGCGGCGGCGGAACGCGGCGCGCUCCCUGCCCCGCCGGUGCGGUCCCGCCGGGGCCGCGGGCACGGGCUGGGCGGGCGGACCGGCCUGUCCCGGCGUGCGGGGGCCGCGGAGGGAGCGCCCGGCGCCGGGCAGCGGCACGGAGCGCGGCGGGAGGGCCGGCGACGGCCGCCCGCGCCAUGCCGGGCCGCCGCGACCCGGCCGUCGGCCGCCGCGACCCAUCCCGGGCCGCAUCCCAGGCGCCGCUCCGGGGAGCCGCGUCCGCCGCUCCCGCGGUCCGCGCCCCGCCGCUCCCGGCUCCAGGUGCGCGGACUUUGCCCCGGCCGCACCCUCGCCGCCGCGGGCCGCGCUGUGCUGUGCCGUGCCGUGCCGUGCCGUGCCGUGGGGCCAGGGGCCCGGGGCCCGGGGCCCGGGCGCAGCCGCCCCUCCGGCGCUGUCCGGCGCGCGGUGCUGA